AUGGUGCUCCCCUCGGCCUCCAGACCCUCCUCGAUGACUGCCGUUCCUAAUGGUCACUCCCUGUCAUCAACGAUGAAUGGUGCACAGGACAGGGAUCCCACAAUGGUCGCGAGUGACAGCGAAUUGUCAGAUACUUCCGACGACCGCGCCUCCUCGGAGUCUGCAGAGGAGGACGACGUCGCAGACGAGACUUACGAUGCUCGAAGUCCUGAUCCGGUUGACAGUGACGGCGAUUCGCCAAUCCAGGAUGGAGACGAGCCCCAAGAGCAUUCAAGCCCUGAAAACUCUGCGUCUUCAACAUCCGGCCACGGUAGAAAGCGGAAGUCAUCGGCAGUCGAUGAAACGGAGUUCAUGCGGCAGAAUCCGGACCUCUAUGGUCUGCGUCGGAGCGGACGAGCUCGUACAACGCGUCAGGUUGCUCAUUCAGUGUCUGAUUCAGACUCAGACGAUGUGGCACCGCGUACCAAGCGGCGUCGUCGUGUCGUGUCGGAGCAGUCGUCGAAGAUCCCUUCCCGUUCUGCUACCCAAUCGUCCUUUUCCGAGUCAGAUAGCGAUGAGUAUGGCGGACCUCGUGCUCGUGCAAACCGAACUAGACGGCGUCGUUUGACGCAGACUGCCUCCAGCCGUGAACCAACACAUGCGGAAGUCCGUUUCUCUACAAGAAACGCUUCUCGCGUCUCCAAUUAUAAUGAAGACGAUGACGAUGACGACUUAUUGGAAGAUGAUCCGGAAGAUAUGACACAAAACUACUGGGUCAAUGCGGAAGAGGACGAUCGUCCUGCCGUUGAUUUGGUACUCAACCAUCGUUUUAAGGAAGGCGUCAACCCUAGAGAAUCGAAAGUCAGCCGUCACGACUGUGAGUUUUACAUAAAGUGGCAGGGGAAGUCCCAUUACCACGCAACGUGGGAGACAAUCGACAGUCUAGCCAACUGUCGAAGCACACGUCGUGUUGACAACUACAUUCGCAAAGUCGUCGAGGAAGAAUUGAGACUUAUCAAUUAUGAGGAUAUCGCUCCCGAGGAUAAAGAGAAAUGGAACCUCGACCGCGAGCGGGAUGCUGAAGCGAUUGAGGACUACAAGAAGGUCGAAAGGGUCAUCGGAAUGCGGAAAGGUGAAGACGGCGGAACAGAGUAUUUCGUCAAAUGGAAGCGUCUCUUCUACGAUUCAUGUACUUGGGAGAGCGAAGAACUUGUGAGCAAGAUUGCUCAGCGUGAAAUCGAUCGGUAUCUGGACCGUUCAUCCCACCCUCCCAUAUCCAGCAAGACAGAAUCCAACCCCGCCACCCGGAAACCUUUCGAGACCAUCAAGUCGACGCCAAGUUUCUUGCACAAUGGUGAACUGAAGGAGUUCCAGAUCAAGGGUCUCAAUUUCAUGGCUUUCAACUGGGUCCGGAAUCGGAACGUCGUCCUCGCAGACGAGAUGGGUCUUGGUAAAACUGUUCAGACAGUGGCCUUCAUCAACUGGUUGCGUCAUGUGCGGCACCAGCAGGGACCUUUCGUCGUCGUAGUGCCACUGUCCACAAUGCCCUCCUGGGCCGAGACCUUCGACAACUGGUCUCCUGAUCUUAACUAUGUGGUAUACAACGGCAACGAAGCGGCUCGCAACGUUAUCAAAGAAUAUGAGCUCCUGAUUGACGGAAACCCUAAGCGCCCUAAGUUCAAUGUCCUCCUAACAACGUACGAGUACGUCCUGUUGGACUCUUCAUUCCUGAGCCAGCUCAAGUGGCAGUUCCUCGCUGUCGAUGAGGCACACCGCCUGAAGAACCGCGACUCGCAGCUUUAUGCCAAGCUGUUGGAAUUUAGGUCUCCCGCUAGAUUGCUCAUUACCGGUACACCCAUCCAGAACAAUCUCGCUGAGUUGUCGGCUUUGAUGGAUUUCCUGAAUCCCGGCUUGGUGGAAAUCGAUGCCGAUAUGGACCUCAACUCUGAGGCUGCUUCUCACAAGAUCGCGCAGCUCACGAAAGCUAUCCAACCUUAUAUGCUACGCCGUACGAAAUCCAAGGUUGAAACUGAUCUUCCUCCCAAGACAGAGAAAAUCAUCCGUGUCGAGCUGUCCGACGUCCAGUUGGAAUACUACAAGAACAUCCUCACAAAGAAUUAUGCAGCGCUGAACGAAGGGUCCAAGGGCCAAAAGCAGUCGUUGCUGAACAUUAUGAUGGAGCUUAAGAAGGCGAGCAAUCAUCCUUUCAUGUUUCCUAAUGCCGAAGCUAGGAUUCUUGAAGGCAGCACUCGCCGUGAGGAUGUGCUAAGGGCUAUGAUUACGAGCAGCGGAAAGAUGAUGCUUCUCGACCAACUCUUGGCCAAGUUGAAGCGCGACGGGCACCGAGUCUUGAUUUUCAGUCAAAUGGUCAAAAUGCUUGAUAUCCUUGGGGAUUACAUGGAGUACAGGGGCUAUUCCUACCAGCGUCUGGAUGGAACCAUCGCUGCGGGGCCUCGACGUCUCGCUAUCGAGCAUUUCAACGCUCCUGACAGCAACGACUUCGCCUUCAUUCUUUCAACUAGAGCUGGUGGACUCGGAAUCAACCUGAUGACUGCGGAUACUGUAGUUCUGUUCGACUCUGACUGGAAUCCUCAAGCUGACUUGCAAGCAAUGGCUCGAGCCCACCGUAUCGGUCAGACCAAGCCUGUCAGCGUUUACCGACUUGUGUCGAAGGACACGGUGGAGGAAGAAGUCUUGGAACGAGCGCGGAAUAAGCUCCUUCUUGAAUUUAUCACCAUCCAGAGGGGUGUCACGGAUAAGGAAGCGUCGGAGAUUCAGAGCAAGAUGGCUCGCGGCGGUAUCUCUGUUGGAGAACCGGUUGCAACUGACGAUAUUUCCCGGAUACUCAAGCGUCGUGGCCAGAAGAUGUUCGAGCAGACGGAUAACCAGAAGAAGUUGGAGCAGCUUGAUAUUGAUUCCGUUCUGGCCAAUGCUGAAUUGCACCAGACGGAGCAAGCGGAAGGUAUUCAGGCAGAUGGUGGCGAAGAGUUCCUGAAGGCGUUCAAUUUUGUAGAUAUCAAAGUUGACGACCUGAGCUGGGAUGACAUUAUCCCGAAGGAACAACUCGAGGAAAUCAAAGCAGAAGAGAAGCGCAAGGCUGAUGAGCGCUAUCUUGCUGAAGUCAUCGAACAGAACCGGCCGCGCAAGCGUAAUGCCCCUACCGAGGAGGCACCAGAUAGUCGUGAAGAACGUACAGCGAAGCGCCGGGCGCGAGCACAGGUCAAUGUCGAUGCCGCUGAUAUGUCCGAUACUAAUAACUCUCUUGAUCCUAAACGUCCUCUUGUCGAAAAGGAAUACCGUCAUCUCCUUCGCGCCUUCUUGAGAUAUGGUGCGAUUGAGGACCGUGAGGAAGAAGUCAUCCGCGAAGCCAGACUUAUAGGCCGUGAUAGGGAUACUGUGAAGGCUGCUCUUCGUGAGAUCACUGGCAAGGCUGCGGCAUUGGUGAGGGAAGACACCGAAAAGCUGGAGGCCUUGGAGCAAGAAGGAAAGAUUCCGACAAAGAAGGAGAAGAAAGCCGUCCUCUUUGAUCUUCACGGUGUUAAGCGCCUGAAUGCGUGGACCAUUGUCGAGCGCCCUGGUGAGAUGCGCAUGCUACGACAACUUACGUCUGCUCUUCCUGAUCCUAAGAAUUUCCGUAUACCCGAGGCAACAAAAGGCGCAGACUACACCUGCGAAUGGGGCGCACGCGAAGACGGCAUGCUGUGUGUUGGCAUCGCCCGCCAUGGCUAUGGUGCUUGGGCACAAAUCCGUGACGACCCAGAUCUGGCGCUCUCCGACAAGUUCUUUUUAGAAGAGCACCGCGUGGACAAGAAGAGCGAACGCCAGAAUGGCGAGAAGACUACCAAGUCUCCCGGUGCGGUCCAUCUUGUACGUCGGGCUGACUAUCUCCUCUCCGUGCUCAAGGACAAGUUGAGCAAUGGCACUAGCCUAGCAGCUAAGCGGGCUGUCGAGAACCAUCACCGCAACAACAAGAAGAAUGGGAUGCGUCACCAACAUAGUGGUAGUAUGUCGGCGUCGCCUGCACCUCCUAGUGGUCGAAAGGGCGCUAGAGAACAUGAGAAAUCGCGACACCGUUCUCAAACCCACGGAAUUCGAGAUAGUAUGGAACGACCGAACACUCCCAGGAGCGAUGCCCGCCCCAGAUCUGGAUCUGAUGCAGAGCGGGUUCGUAAGAGAGCCACAAAUGGGUCGGCUGAAGAAAUGCGUCAUCGCAAGAGUGACGACAAUGGCUCUUCCAGCCAGGAUGAUAUGUUUCGCAUGCUCUUCAAGCCCAUCCGAGACAAGUUGAAGCGGAUGGCAGGUGUUACAAAGGAAAACUAUCCCAGCAAGGCUGAACGUGCCUUGCAGCUCAAGAACCUGCUGCGCUCAGUUGGCGAUUUCAUCGCCAAAACGCUGGAAGGGGAAUCCAUGGCUUCUCUCGAGGACCGUCUCUGGGGUUACGUCGCCGAGAAAUACUGGCCCAACAAGGAAGUUGGGACCGACAAAAUUCGGGAUAUGUACCGAAAGGUGGCCGCUGCUGAGAAGGCCCCCGCGAACGGGGCCUAG
Paecilomyces variotii is the source of this 4524-nucleotide messenger RNA. RefSeq names its product SNF2 family N-terminal domain-containing protein. Gene Ontology annotation, biological process: regulation of transcription by RNA polymerase II; nucleosome organization. The record is from RefSeq and is a predicted model, not a curated record. The transcript is spliced from 2 exons. NCBI's taxonomy places the organism in Eukaryota, Fungi, Ascomycota, Eurotiomycetes, Eurotiales, Thermoascaceae. Gene Ontology annotation, molecular function: histone binding; ATP-dependent chromatin remodeler activity; ATP binding. Gene Ontology annotation, cellular component: nucleus; chromatin. The coding region runs from base 1 to 4524 and encodes 1507 amino acids.